AUGAGGUUUAUCGCGCUGAGUUGCCUUUCUUCCGCCGUUUUCGCUAUUUUGGACAUGAAUCAACUCAUGGCGCUCAAGAAUCAAGCUGCUGAUAGCACAAUGCAAAGUUCAAAUAGAUGCGAGUUUGAUAAGUGCAUGAAAUGCCUGGCCGUUUUAAAGAAGAAAGAUACCACCAAAAGAUCUGCUUCGUACAACGAAGACGCAGUUUUCGGCUGCACGAUGAUGUGGGUCUGGCCCGAUUGCUGCCCGCAGUGGCAGAAUAUGAACUUCCUUUCAUAA
Oikopleura dioica is the source of this 279-nucleotide messenger RNA. Lineage: Eukaryota; Metazoa; Chordata; Appendicularia; Copelata; Oikopleuridae. The record is from the annotation of a GenBank genome assembly.